CUGUCAACUGGAGACUCAUUCAGGUCAAUAGCUUUUAGCUACAGGGUGGGUUACUGCACAGUGGCAAGGGUUGUAAAAGAAGUGUGUGAGGCAAUAUGGUCUCUCAUGGUCCAGGACUACAUGCCCUUCCCUGAGCAACAGCACUGGAAGAGGAUCGCGGAGGACUUCCAUAGGCUUUGGAACUUCCCCAACUGUCUGGGAGCAAUUGAUGGGAAGCAUGUAACAAUACAGGCCCCAACUUCAACAGGGUCAAUGUAUUUUAACUACAAAGGUAGCUUCUCCAUCGUCCUCCUGGCAGUGGUUGAUGCCCGGUACCUUUUUCGGAUGGUGGAUGUGGGGGCAUACGGAAAAAGCAGUGACGGUGGGACCCUCUGUGCCUCCGACUUUGGCAAGGCCCUCCACCAGGGAACCCUCGACCUGCCAGAGGAUGCACGUUUGCCAGGAGCAGUAGACCUCCAGCCUGUGCCACAUGUGUUUGUGGGUGACGAGGCUUUUCCUUUGAAGAGGCACCUUCUCCGACCCUACCCAGGAAAACAUCUCGACAGAGAGAAGCGUGUGUUUAUUUACCGUCUUUCCCGUGCAAGGCGGCUGGUGGAGUGCACAUUUGGGAUACUUGCUGCCCAAUGGAGACUCUACCACAGAGUGCUUGGUGUCUCACCAAAAGUGGCAGAUGCAGUGGUGAAGGCCACUUGCAUCCUUCACAAUUUCCUACGCUAUGAGGAUGCUAAUGAAGAGGAAGGAAGUUGUGCCCCCCUGCCAUCAGAGCCACAGUUUGCCAUGCAGCCCAUCCAGCAAGCAGGCAGCAACAAUGCCUCUAGGGAAGCACUGGAAAUAAGGCAAAGGUACACCAACUACUUUUCCUCUCCAGCAGGUGAAGUUGCAUGGCAGCAUUCUGUCAUCUAAUCCCUCAUAAUUACUCCCAUCACCAUCAGGACCACUAACAUCAGUACCAUUCAGGACCACCACCAAUUUAAAAUAAAAUAAAAAGGCUCUUUUAAGAGCCACCCAUAACCUUAGAAAAUGAGCAUAUUUCCUUUCCCUAACAAGCUACACAUUACGAAUAAAAUAAAAUAGUAGUAUAAAUCAAAAGAGGAAAAUAAAUGACUGGAAAAGAUGAAUGCUUUUAAUAAUUAUUUUAAUGAUCACUUUUCAUGUACAGAUUCAUAAAUACAUCAAACUGCAAAUUAAAAAAUAAAAUUAUUGAUUGUUACAUGUAGUAAUUUGGUGAGUCUAUUAGGUCAUGUUUGUGUGCGUGUCUUGUCUGUAUGUUUGUUUAUGUGUGCAUGAUAGUGUUUUAUUGAUUGUUAAAUUCUGCUUCAUGUAAUAUUUGUUGAAAUUUGAUUUUAACUUCAGAUCGACUGCGUGGA
Rhinichthys klamathensis goyatoka is the source of this 1367-nucleotide messenger RNA. RefSeq lists its product as uncharacterized. Bases 106 to 903 code for a protein of 265 amino acids. The record is from RefSeq and is a predicted model, not a curated record. The transcript has a single exon. NCBI's taxonomy places the organism in Eukaryota, Metazoa, Chordata, Actinopteri, Cypriniformes, Leuciscidae.